AUGGGGGAAAAGAGGCUCAGGUGGGCGCGAGAUUGGCUGGAGAAGACUGUGUCCAACAAGGUUGUGCGGGUGGGCGAGUUCAGGUCAGCAUUGGGCAGGCUGGCCUUCAUGAUGUCGGCCUUCACGCACUUGAAGCCUUUGUUAGCACCCCUGUGCAGCUGGAUCACGGCGGUGGACCAUUGCAACACCUUGCAAGCUCCGGCAGCGGUACAUUGGCGGCAAUUGUGGCCUUCCCGCCAGAAGCUGGGAGUACCAAACGGUUCCAUGUGUCCCCGUCGCCUGGUGACACGCCUCCUCACGACGAAGUUGCCUCUGCGUGGUGCUCAUGCAGCUGGCGUGGACACUUCAUCGCCAGGAUUUGGAACUCAGGAACUACUGGAGGAUCAAUUCAAAGAAUUGCUGGAGUUGGGAGGAGAGCUCUUUGACGAAGUCAAGGAGCUCAGAAAGAAGAAGAGGAAAGAAGGGCUGAUCAAAUCACUCCUGAAGCUCAAAGAUGCCAGCUUGAUCAGUCCGUGGUGA
This is a messenger RNA of Cladocopium goreaui, 519 nucleotides long. NCBI's taxonomy places the organism in Eukaryota, Dinophyceae, Suessiales, Symbiodiniaceae. The record is from the annotation of a GenBank genome assembly.